AUGAGUGAACUAAAUAAUAGUAGCAGUACAAAGAGAAAGAAGAAGAAUCAAAUGUCAAACAAAGAGUGUCACAAGAAGGAACGACUACAUAAUGACAAUGAAGGUGAUUAUGACCAACAACAUGUUGUUGUUGUUGUUGAUGAUGUAAUAAUACCAGCAACAACUACUACCACGACUACAACAACUACUACUACAACAUCCACAUUAGAGGAAUCAAGCAUACCUCCUCUUGAGGAUCAACAAGCUGAUGGAAUCGCAGCCUACAAUGUAUUCUCAAACAAAUUGUUGAGACAGAGGAUACUGCACUACCUACCCAUAUUUACAUUGAAGAGAUCAUUGAUGACACCAUGUGGUGAUGCACAAUGGAUAGGUGAUACAAGUGUACUACAACUCACUACUGAUGAACCAUAUAUCAACUCGGCAUGUUGGAGCUCAAAUAGAGUUAGACAUCUGGCGCACGGAUUCACCGCCACCUUUGGCUUCAGGAUGGGCAAGCCCGUCCCAUCUGGUCAUGACCCACGCACGGCAGAUGGCCUGGCCUUUGUAAUCCAGAACUCCAGACAGGGCAAAGAGGCCAUGUCCACAGGGGAGGGUGCUGGCAUGGGCUAUGGCGGCAUCGCCAACAGUGUGGCCAUUGAGUUUGACACGUGGAGAAACCGAGAGCAUGGUGAACUGGACAACAGCCACAUAUCCAUUCAGACCGGUGGCAGGAAGUCCAACUCACACAAGCAAUCGUACUCAAUCGGAUAUGCACCAGUGGUCAAGUUUCGAAUGGACGACUACGCGCCACAUAAUGUUGUCAUUGUCUACGACCCCGUGUCCACAGCCGCCAAACAUAUUACCGUGUCACUGGAUGGUGUACAAAUGUUAAAGAUCAACCUCGACCUGCAAGUACUACUACGUCUGGAGAACAAUGAUGAGGCCCACAUUGGAUUCACGGCGGCAACUGGUCAGCUGCAUCAAGAGCACAUCAUCGACUACUGCCACAUCUAUCGACUCAAUACAUCGUUCUAA
This is a messenger RNA of Acytostelium subglobosum LB1, 1014 nucleotides long. RefSeq lists its product as hypothetical. The record is from RefSeq and is a predicted model, not a curated record. The transcript has a single exon. Bases 1 to 1014 code for a protein of 337 amino acids. NCBI's taxonomy places the organism in Eukaryota, Evosea, Eumycetozoa, Acytosteliales, Acytosteliaceae.